Molecule: messenger RNA, 1053 nt
Organism: Lolium rigidum
Lineage: Eukaryota; Viridiplantae; Streptophyta; Magnoliopsida; Poales; Poaceae
Exons: 3
Coding region: 76-894 (272 amino acids)
Molecular function (GO): nitrite reductase [NAD(P)H] activity; 2 iron, 2 sulfur cluster binding
Source: RefSeq, a predicted model, not a curated record
ACCACCACCCCUAGCUGCCACCACCUCAAGCCCUAACCCCUCCGCCCCCACACGCCUCCCUCCAUUCCACCACCCAUGGCGGCCAUCACCACCACCACCGCGCCCUCCUCCUUCCGCAUCUCCUCCUCACCACCACCCACAACCUCUACCCCGCGCAGCAUCCUCACCUUCAACGCGCGCAACCGCUGCCACUCCAGGCUCGCCUGCCGUGCCACCGAUGUGUCCGGGGCCGAGCCCUCCGCGCCGCCCGAGGCCGGAGGCGGCCGCACCUGGGUCCCGGUCGUGCCGCUCGCGGCGCUCCCGCGGGGGGAGCGCCGGGUGAUCGUGCAGGACGGGGAUGAGAUCCUGCUUCUCUGGUACAAAGAUGAAGUCUUUGCCAUCGAGAACCGCUCCCCGGCUGAGGGCGCAUACUCCGAGGGCCUCCUCAACGCCAAGCUCACGCAGGACGGUUGCAUCAUUUGCCCAUCAACAGACAGUACAUUUGAUCUUCGCACUGGGGAAAUAAAAGAAUGGUACCCCAAAAACCCUGUUUUAAGGGCUCUAACACCUGUUCUGCGAAAACUAUUCGUGUACCCUGCGAAAACCGAUGGAGAGAAUAUAUACAUCAGCAUUAGGGGAGCUGGUACCGCUGUUGGAUCAGCUGAGAUUCUGUUCAGUGGGAAAGCUCAACCUGGCAGUACAGCAUCUGAUGUUAACAUCGAAGAGGUGAGAAUGGUAGUUGAUGAAGGUGUUGGAGGUUUUGGUUUCACCCCUUACAAUGAACUUAUCAACGGAAGAGCUGCCAUAAUUGGCUUUCUAUUGCUGAUAGAUUUUGAACUUUUAACUGGUAAAGGCCUUCUCAGGGGAACUGGUUUAUUGGACUUCAUCUAUGCAAUUUCAAGAGCUUUCAGCUGAUUGAGAUGCUUUUUAUUUUGUGUGGAAAUGUUAUUAAGGUAAAUGACUACUCUUGUAAGUGUAGAUUUUGUUUACGUACAAUUGAGUACACGAGCAGUUGUAAUUCAGCAUUAUGUUUACUCACAAAGUAAGGAAUACAAGAAAUGCUUCCCCUCUGUA